Corticium candelabrum is the source of this 4277-nucleotide messenger RNA. RefSeq names its product trichohyalin-like. The record is from RefSeq and is a predicted model, not a curated record. NCBI's taxonomy places the organism in Eukaryota, Metazoa, Porifera, Homoscleromorpha, Homosclerophorida, Plakinidae. The transcript has 9 exons. The coding region runs from base 103 to 4029 and encodes 1308 amino acids.
AUAACCGCGCGAGUAAGACUGUGGUCAGUAAACGCGAGGCUUUCGUUGUGAGCAUGCGCAUUGUUGUUCGGAUUGGCGGUACGUCGUUAUUUCUGUGCUGUGAUGGCUGUCGAUGCGAGGACGGUCCGAACGUUACUCCAUUGGGUCAAUUCGUUGGAUCUUCAAUCUCACACGAUGCGCCUCAAAGAUUUAUCGAAUGGAAGACAUCUAGUGUCGAUUGUGGAACGAAUUAAAACGAUUGAGGCGAUGCGGGUGGCAGAGUUAGAGGCCAGCGCGGACAACAGACUGUCUUUUGUUAUUUCAGCGCUGCAAGACUAUUUUUCUGAUUUUGAUGUGUCAUCAGUUGUUGAUAUUAAUUCUAUUGAGCAGCAAGAUGAAGAGCAUAUCAUCAAGGUCUUGAUGCUUCUUUUACAUUGGGCCGUGAAUUCCGACAAUAAUCAGUACUUUGUGGGUCUGAUUACAAAUGCCGAUUUUGAGAUACAGAAUUAUUUUAAGCAGAUCAUUGAGUCAGUAAUGCAGCAGCAACAGGAUGGAUCGUUUAAAGAUGGACAGUUUUGUUUGCCAUCGAUGGAUAAUUCAGAUGUGACUGUUGACACUAGUACUGAAAGUGUUUUAUGUCAAACUCCAGAGAGGCGGCCGUUAUCCGUAACAUUUAAGACUCCAACUAUAGAUCUCAGACAAACACCAUCUGUGUCUGUGUCUCCAAUGUUGAAACAGUGGUUGCAGUCUCCUGCAGCCACGGGUGCUUACAGACAUACAGAGACAAAAGAGAGUAAAUUGUAUCGUGAACUCCAAGCAGCGAAGUUUGAUCUGAUGAGGCAGAAACACAUUAACGACGAUUUAGAACUGGAGAUUAGAGAGAUCAGCAGUCGAGCAGAAAAGAGAGAUAGUUCAGCCGAAUCAAUGCAGCAGCAUUUGAGUCAAAUGAGAGACCGUCUUGAUGAGCUGCAGCAUUUCGAAUCGACAUGCCAUAUGUACGAGCAACAAGUGCAGAAGUACCAGCAAGAAAAUAAACAUUAUAAAGAUACAGAGAGACAAUGUGCAGCACUCCAAGAUGAAGUAAUGAAGUUACAGAGGGAACUAACUGCCUGUCAGAGUCAAAUUGACGAGGCUGAUGGUCUCUUCAGUAAAGUGUCUGAUUACAAAAUGAAACUUGUGGGAUCUGAGUUGAAAGUAGAAAGCUUAGAGAAGAUGGUCACAAAAAAGGAUGAAGAAAUCAACAAGUUGUUUAGUCAGUUGAGAGAAGUCAAGGAGUUACACUUUCAAGUGAGUCAGGAAUCAAGUCAGAAGGACAGCAAAAUCUCUGAGCUUACAGCUCAGUUGGCAGUACAUCAUGAGAGUGUGACGUCAUCAUCUAAUGUUUCUUCUCUUGGAAUGUCAGACAUGAUGAGGCUGACAAAAAUUGAGUCUGAGAACAAGAUACUUCAAGAGAGACUUGGGGAGCUGGACAAGCUGGAAGAAUUGAAGGACAAAUUGAAAAAAGAAGAGAGUCGAAGUGAGUUGUACAGAGAGAGGGCUGGCGCAACAGAGAGACUGGAGAAUGAGCUCAGAAAUGAGAGAGAAAACAAUGCUGUGAUGAGUGGCAGAGUUAAUGGAUUACAAAGAGAUUUUGAGCGAAUCAUGCAAGAGAAAAGGAAUGUGGCUGAUGAAAUGGAAAAGCUGCAGAUAGAACACAAGGCUGAGGUUGAACGGUUGAAGCUACAAGUAGAAGCUUUGAAGUCUGUUGAAGAAGAAACAAGACAGGAAAAAGAACAAGUGUUGAAGGAGAGAGAAAUAGAGUUGAGAAACAUGAAAGCGAAAGUUGACGUUUAUGAAGAGCAGCUGCAGAUUGAACAAGAGUCAGUCAAGAAAUGGAAGCUGAAUGCGACACAAGGAGAAGGAAAGAUCAGAGAGCUGGAGGAUUGUUUAAAAGAGAAUGCUGCUGAGAUGGAAAGAGUCCACAAAGCCAUGGAGCAAAUACAGAGUGAGUUGAAGAAAAAGGUCAGUGAAGUUGAGUCUGCAAAUGUAAGUUUACAACAGCAAUUGAGUGAAAGUGUCAACAGUCAGGAGAAAUUUCGGGCAAGAAGAGUGAAGCUUGAAGAGACUGAAAAACAGAAUGACAUUAUGAGGGAAGAGAAAGAAACACUGACUGAGCAAGUGAGAGCCUCGAAGGAAGUGAUCAAUCAACAACAAACUCAGAUUGAGUCACUGCAGGCAAAUGCACAACGUUUGAUGUCACAAGUGGCAGGUCAAGCUGAUCACAUUGAACGGUUAGCGAAGGAGAAAGAUGAGCAGCAACAUGAAACAGCUCAAGAAAUAGGAAAGCUAACAACUGAAUUGACCCAAUCACAAGUAAACGUGGAGUCUCUGAGGUCUGAGCUAGAAGUGAAAGUGAAGCAGAUAAAUGAGAUGCAAACAUCUUUAGACAAUUCAAUGGAGAGGAUCAAGAAGCGAAACAAUGAAAUAGAAACAGUGUCUAGUCAAUUGGAAGAAGCAACUCAGGCAAAUGAGUCAAUGAGAGCAAAUCUGAUAGAAUCUAAGAACGAGUUGGAGCAUUUGCAGUCGCUCAUUCAUACAGCUGAUGUUUCUCACCAAAAUGAAUUGACUACAUGGAGUACGAUCAAAUCAGAGAUGAAAGCACAGAUUGUUCAACUGGAAGAAAACGUGGAUCAAAAACAAGCUAAAUUUGAGGACAUAACAAAGCAGCAGACCAUGGAACUCCAACAAUUGAAGCAGAAACAGAAAGAAGAUCUAGAUGAAGCAAAGAAAGCAAACAAUAAGAACAAACAACUACUGGAAGAACAGGAGAAGAAAACCAAGGAAGCAGCGGAAAAGAUGAUUGAAUGGAGAAGAGAAUUGGUCACAAACACAGCAGAUACUCGUGGACAACUCGAACAGCAAUUAAAGUACGAAAGAGAACAAGUUUCUGCUCUAGAAAGGGAACUAGAGGCAACAAAGAAAAUGAUGGAGAGAGAAUUUGUCAAGCUAAGAGAGGAGAAUGAGAACACACUGGCACUCGAGGAAAGUCUUGUUCAAGAGAAAAGGAAAAAUAUCCAGUUAUCCGCAGACAACCAGUCUCUUAGACUAGAACUCGACGUCACUGCUCGAAAGUUGAGACAAGCAGUUGCCCAACAUGAAGGCAAAUCCACCACUAUUGAUGAGACUGAGCUAAGUGCACCGUUACACUUGAGGCGAGAAAAGAUGUCUAGAAAUGUGCCACAGAGUCGUCAUGUGUCUGGAGCAAAGACAAAGGAAGUGGACAGGCAACCAGAGCUGAAAGAGUUACAUCAACAAUUUGAUAAGACAGAAAAUGAGAGAAUUUUGAAUACUUCACAACCUUCUACUGCUGAAAUGACACUUAGACGUUCUCUUCGUGAUAGAAAGGGAGGACAAAAGAGAAGGCAUGUAGGAAUUCUACCUCAUUUGAGUGAAGAAGAGCCUGAGGAUGAUAGAAUGUCUCUACAUUCAAGAAUGCUGGAGCUCCAACGAAGGAAUGCUGCGACUCUUCCUCACCUCAAGUCAUCAUAUCCUGUUGAGUUGCAAUCUCAAUCCGCACUUGACGUAUCAGAUGAAACAAUACGAACGUCAAAAAUGGUCCAAGGCAGCAGCAUUUCUGAGACUUCAGAUCCAUUGGAAGACAGUUUGCUUGGAUGUGAGAGUCAGUCAAGGCACAUUGUUACUCGAUCCAGUAAACAGAAAACUUCAAGCUUUGAAUCGUCGAGAAGCCCACCUGUUAGUACACCAUUUGAAAUUCGUCGAGACACAUUUACUGUUAAAGAACUAGAGAGACAGAAAGAGCAACGUCCAGAAAGUGUGGCAUUUGAAUUCGUUCCGAUUCAAUAUCCAAGUCAAUCGCCAGAUGACGAUGAAGAAGAAGAACCAGCAGGAAAGCGCCCAAAACCUCAGCUACCCAAACAUCUGCAAGAAAGACUCGCUGAACAACAAAGAAAAGCCAAAGAAAGCAAAGCCAGGAAAGAAGCAGCAAUCCAGACACGAUCUAGAAGCCAGAGCAAAACAACAACAAAACAAAGCAAAGUCAAAAAGCAUUGAAGUUGUGACUCCAGAACUUAACUUAAAACAGGACUAAGCGAGCUGUCCUCUGUUAGUUGUAGGACUGUAGCAUUACUACUUUGCUACUGUAAGUAUAUAGAUGGUCAGACGUUCUUGCCAUUAGCAUGGCAAUGACAAUCCUUGUUAACUCUACAUACCCCGUAUCCUAAUUAGAUCGUGCUUGGGCUGAUACACAUGUCAAGUGGGCUCUAGACUUUAGAAACUAAGAGACAGUUGAAUGCUUGCAA